AUGGAAGCAAUCGUGGAUCGACCUGAACUUUUUCAACCUCCUUGUUCAUCGCCCGAGGUUGCCGCUGAUAUUUGGGACCAACCGCUUCUCCAUGACCUUCCAGGUCCAAAUGGGACGAAAUUCAUGGAUGCGGAUGCCAACGAGGGACGGUACGUAUUCAGUCUGUGUAUGGACGGCCUGAACCCUUUCGGCAAGGGAGGUCCCUCCGCUUCUGUCGGUGCGAUCUAUAUGGCACUACUCAAUCUCCCACCGGAGAUGCGAUACAAGAUCGAGAAUAUGUACUUGGUCGCGAUCUUUCCGGGACAUCCGUCGAAGGAACAGAUCAAUCCUCUUCUAGCACCGCUCGUGGAUGACCUUCUCGACGCGUACGACUCCGGGAUCCGCUUUUCAGAAACUCCUCUUCAUCGUGAGGGCAAAACAUGCCGAUGUGCAAUGAUUCCACUUGUUUGCGACCUCGAAGCGGCUCGUCAGAUGGCAGGUUUCAGCACACAUGGUCAUACCUUUUUCUGUUCCUGCUGUUACCUGAAGUUAUCAGACAUCGAGAACAUUGAUUACUGGACUUGGCCUGAACGAACCACCGAGCAACAUCGUGCAUCAGCAGAACAAUGGAAGAAUGCUGAGCCAGAAGAACGGCAGAAGAUCAUGGACGAUUAUGGACUCAGGUGGUCUGAAUUGCUACGCCUACAUUACUGGGACCCGAUCAAAUAUACUGCACUCGAAGCGAUGCAUCUCCUGUACAUUGGACUUUUGGGGCGUCACAUUGACAAGGUCUGGGGAAUGAGUGCGAAACACGCAGAUGGUCUACGAGGAAUCGUCGAUGACCCCAAACCUACCCAAAAGGAAACAGAACAGGCUCUUCACAUUCUGAGGACUGGAUCUGGCGAUGAGCUUUCUGGCCUUCGAGUGGAAGCUCUGAAGCAAUUGUGUCGAAUUAAGAUGCUGCGAUCUUCGGGACGGCGGGGUAAAUUGUUGAAGCGUCUCAUUGCAUAUCGGAAGGAACAAGGAUGGUUCGAUAGCAAUGGCAAUCCGUUGUCAGACGAGCAGCAACCUCUGAGGCCAGAUCCUGCGGUGAAUAAUGUCCCACAUCCGAAGGAACUGGCGGUUGCUCUGGUAGCAGUUGACUCUAAGCCAGGCACUGCGUUACAAAGAUUGCGUCGAGAUGUACUUCGUGAAGUAUGCAUGCAGAAGCUUGGAGGGACCAUUCAUGAUUAUGAGAAGAAGACCAAGGACGAACUUCUGGCGCUGCUGACUCAAUAUCGCUUGGACCAGAAAAUAGCGGAUAAACAUGGCAAUCUUUUUGCGGCUCAAGAUCUUCCAGUAUCGCGGUCGCGUGUAGUGACUAAGGAAGAACUGGAGGAUGCCGUGGAAAAGUUCGACACGGGAACAAAAUCAGCUCUGAACAAACUCCGGCUGCCUGUCCUUAUUCAGCUCUGCUGCCGGAAAUUACCCCAAGAUAUUGUCGAUACUCUCAAGAAGAAGAGUGACGUUCAGGCAGCUAUUCAUCAGGCUCGCAUAAAAAUGGGAAUCACUGACAAUUCAGGAAAGCUCCUCGUACGUAGAGAGAAGCAUCUUCCACAGAGCACUGGCGAAGCUGGCCAAGUAGAGGUGGCUGAGGACAUUUUGGAACACGGAGCUACGUCCAAACUCAUGAAGCUCAGCACUGCCGUUCUGGUUAUGUUGGCCGCGAAGAAGUUCAAAGGCAAAACGCUUCAGAAAAAAGAUGACGUUCUUCAAAGGAUGCGGGCGUAUCGACUAGCGGAAGGGAUCACAGAUGCUGAUGGAAAGCUCAUCGAAGGUAGGACGAGAAGUAGAAGGGUACUUGGCCGGAGGAUGCUCUCUAUCAUCUGGAAGGAUAUGGAUGCAGUUGUACUACCUUCAACGUUGACACCGCCACCCCGUCGACCAGGCACGUCAUCGGGAAAGCUAGAGGCUGACGAACUUCGCACAUUUUGCACGAUUAACCUCACUAUAUCUCUGAUCUGGGCCUGGGGUAGCAAGCCUAGCGAUUCAAGAGAAUAUCGAAUGCUUCAAAAUUUCAUGGAUCUGAUUACUGCCGUGAAACUGGCCUCUUUGCGAACCAUGACGUCGGAGAGGAUUACACGAUAUCGCAGGCACAUGCAUCGCUAUCUUCGGACUCUGCUGGAACUUUUUCCAGGUACAACGAUCAGCCCGAAUCAACACAAUUCUCUACACUUGCCAGAGCACCUGGAACGGUUCGGUCCAACGCACUCAAUUCGGGCUUUCAGCUUUGAGCGAAACAAUGGUGACUUACAGACGAUUCUGACGAACAAUAAAAUGGUCGACCUCCCUGGCACGAUGUUACGACGUUUCUGCAUGAGACAGAACCUACGGAGCUUAUUCAACCCUGAAUCUCUUCCACAAUCCAUUUCUUCCAUCAUAGCGCCCUUUAUCAGCUCGUUCCAGUCCGAACACCGCGGGACACUGCUCCAGGAUAUGCUGGCAUUCGAAGAUCCACUGGGUGACCCCGAUCUGGAUAAUGAUGAGCUUGAAGAAGAGACUCGAGACUUCUCUAGACUUGGAGACCAAGAGUGGAAUGCGUUACAAAGCUGGUUCGCAGGCCACAAUUUCAUCAGGCCGCACAUCAACCGUUACGUCGUGCGGAACAAGAAGCUCGAAGUCCAGGACGAUAUUUAUAAACCAGUGACCACGAGCCGAGGCGACAGUUAUAUUGUCUUCCAAUGUGCGGACGACGCCGACUGGAGAGCUGGCCGCGUCGUCGAUAUUUUCACUCACUCAUACCGACAGGAAAAUAUUGAUGUGCGGAGAAACUUUUUACUCGUCGAGGAGUACAUCGCGCUCGAGAUAAGGCACAUUCAGUUUGAUCCCUACAGGAAAUUCCCUUUUGUUGGAGGCCGACUGUUCUACGACAAAGUCCGGGACCAGCUCAUAGUUCUAGAGGUAGAUGAAAUUACUUGUCACUUCGCGCACACCAGGCGCACAACUCCUAGUAUCGACAUCGAUUGUGUACACGUCUUACCGUUGAAUAAGUGGUAG
This is a messenger RNA of Sparassis crispa, 3015 nucleotides long. RefSeq lists its product as hypothetical. Bases 1 to 3015 code for a protein of 1004 amino acids. NCBI's taxonomy places the organism in Eukaryota, Fungi, Basidiomycota, Agaricomycetes, Polyporales, Sparassidaceae. The transcript is spliced from 7 exons. The record is from RefSeq and is a predicted model, not a curated record.